Molecule: messenger RNA, 1007 nt
Organism: Musa acuminata AAA Group (dessert banana)
Lineage: Eukaryota; Viridiplantae; Streptophyta; Magnoliopsida; Zingiberales; Musaceae
Product: EPIDERMAL PATTERNING FACTOR-like protein 2
Exons: 3
Coding region: 67-438 (123 amino acids)
Biological process (GO): guard cell differentiation; stomatal complex development
Source: RefSeq, a predicted model, not a curated record
UCCCUCUCCUUCUAAAUUCCUCUCCCUGCAUAAGUCCUCGUAUACUCGGUUCAACUACAUCAAGUAAUGGGACUUCUCCACCCUAUCGACAGUCAGAGACCAUUCCAUCUUCUCCUCUUGGUGCUCAUCCUCUUGAGUUCAUCUCAUGUCAAGCUUUUGGUCGAAGGUAGAUCGGUGUUCAGGCUUCUCGAGUAUGCAGAUGGGAGAGGAGAGGAGAAGCUGAUGGUGAGAGCUUUGAUUGGAUCGAGACCACCAAUCUGUGAGAGGAGGUGCAUGACCUGCGGCCACUGUGAAGCAGUCCAAGUGCCAGUAAUCCCACGAGAGAGGAAUCCAACUCGGCGAUUCUGGGGUAUAGCCACUUUGAGGGGCGAUUACAGCUCCAACUACAAGCCCCUCAGCUGGAAAUGCAAAUGUGGGAACAGGAUAUUUAAUCCAUGACCCAUUGAACCCAGUCAACACCAGAUUGAAUUGUGGAUAAUACUCUUCACUUCUGUUUCUUCUUUAUGGAUCUCCUUCUUGCCAUUUGUUUAUCCUCCAGGCUUUGCUCAAUCAACCUUUCUAAGUUUUGGCUAUCGGACAUCAUCAUGUACUUACUACAUUUGACAUAAAAGACUGCCCUGCUUGGCCUCUGGUUGCGCUGGUGUUGAAGACGGGACACAAAGGAAGCUGCUCCCUUGGCACAUCAUGCACAGAUUUUGCGCUGCCGCGGGACGCCAUUCCACCUCCAUGAAACAUCACGUCCACUAAGCAGUAUCCAGCUGAAGUAUCUGAUCUGAUCUGACCUGAUCUCAAGGUAUAUAUUGCAAGCAAAUGAUUGAUGAGGACAAGAUUCUGCCAUCUAGUUUCUCUGCUCUUCCGAGUUCAUCCUGGAUUUUAUGCUCUCUCUUGUUUCGAUCUGUUGUUGGGUUGGCUGCUGUGUCCUACCCCGAAUUGUAUCUGCUACAGCAAGCACAUGAUGUAUACCGUCACAAUAUUCUCUGUUCAUGAUCUACUGCAUGUUGGCCUCA